Diospyros lotus (date-plum) is the source of this 2007-nucleotide messenger RNA. RefSeq names its product splicing factor SF3a60 homolog. Gene Ontology annotation, biological process: mRNA splicing, via spliceosome. The record is from RefSeq and is a predicted model, not a curated record. The transcript has 13 exons. Bases 164 to 1690 code for a protein of 508 amino acids. Gene Ontology annotation, molecular function: RNA binding; zinc ion binding. Lineage: Eukaryota; Viridiplantae; Streptophyta; Magnoliopsida; Ericales; Ebenaceae. Gene Ontology annotation, cellular component: spliceosomal complex; nucleus.
ACAAAUGGCCGCCUAGGGUAAAAACGUCGUCGUUUGUUCCCACACCUUGCUGCAGCUUCGCACAGCGGAGACCUAAGACCCGAAACGGACAAAUCCCCUGUAAGCAAAGAGGGGGCGAGCGAGACAGAGAGAGCACCACCGCCACCACCACAGCGAAGCGAAGAUGUCGUCGACGCUGCUGGAAGUUACAAGGGCGGGGCACGAGGAGGUGGAGCGGCUGGAGAGGCUAAUAGUGAAAGACCUCCAGAACGAGCCUCCCACCGCCAAGGACCGCCUUUUCCAGAGCCACCGCGUCCGCAACAUGAUUCACCAAAUCUCCUCCACCACUCUCAAGCUCGUCGAGACUUACGAGGACAAGGACAAUGGCAGGAGGGACGAGAUUGCCGCUCUCGGUGGCCAGACCGCCACCGGAACCAAUGUCUUCAGCGCAUUUUAUGACAGAUUGAAAGAGAUUCGGGAGUACCAUAGACGUCAUCCUGCCGCACGUGUAAUCGAUGCAAAUGAAGAGUUUGAGGAGUUACUCAAGGAGGAACCACGGAUUGAAUUCGCUGGGGAGGAAGCCUAUGGGAGGUACCUAGACUUGCAUGAAUUAUACAAUGAUUACAUCAACUCUAAAUUUGGGGAGCCCAUUGAAUAUUCUGCUUAUCUUGAAGUUUUCUCACAACCACAUAAGAUUCCUCGCAAAAUGAAGCUGACAAGGCAGUAUGGAGAGUAUUUGGAGAAACUACUGGAGUAUCUAAUGUAUUUCUUCGAGAGGACUGAGCCUUUGCAAGAUCUUGAUAGAAUAUUUUCAAAGGUAACAGCUGAAUUUGAGGAGCAAUGGGCUAAUGGCAAUGUGCAAGGAUGGGAGAAAGGUCAAGAAAAUGGUCAUGUUUCAGCUCAGCCUAAUGUGAUUGAUCUUGAUUAUUAUAGUACAGCUGAAGAGUUGAUGGAAGUGGGUCCUGAGAGAUUAAAGGAGGCAUUGGCUGCACUAGGACUGAAGACAGGUGGUACCGUUCAGCAACGUGCAGAGAGGCUUUUCCUAACAAAGCAUACACCUCUUGAACAGCUGGACAGGAAACAUUUUGCCAAAGGCUUGCCUAGAUCAGAACAAAAUGGAGCUGCUGCAGCUUUGCAACAAGCUGAGAGUGUGAAAGAAAUUGGCCUGAUGGAAGCCAAGAUUAAAAAACUUUGUGACCUACUUCAUGAGACAAUUGUCCGGACAAAAGAGAACAUUGAGAAGAAACAGGCUCUGACAUAUGAGGAAAUGGAAGCCGAGCGUGAGGAGGAAGAGGAACAAGCUGAUACCGAAAGCGAUGAUGAGGAGCAGCAGAUCUAUAAUCCCCUGAAGUUGCCAAUGGGUUGGGAUGGGAAGCCUAUUCCUUACUGGUUAUAUAAACUUCAUGGUCUUGGUCAGGAAUUCAAAUGUGAGAUAUGCGGGAAUCACAGUUACUGGGGCCGCAGGGCGUAUGAACGCCACUUCAAGGAAUGGCGACAUCAGCAUGGAAUGCGUUGUCUUGGUAUUCCAAACACCAAGAACUUCAAUGAAAUCACAUCAAUAGAGGAGGCAAAGCAACUCUGGGAGAGAAUUCAAGAGCGACAAGGACUGAACAAGUGGCGUCCAGACCUUGAAGAAGAGUAUGAAGACAGAGAGGGCAACAUUUAUAAUAAGAAAACCUAUACCGAUCUUCAGCGCCAGGGAUUAAUUUAAGCAAACAGUUGACGAGAAUCUUCUGUACAAAGUUGUGGCCCCAACUUGAAUCCUGAGGAUUAACUUGGUGACUGAAAUUUCAAGAGGAACACUGCCUGUUUGAUAUACAUGAAUGUUAUCGUUGUAUUACUUGGUUAAGGAACCUGAACUAGGUCAAGUUCAUGGUCGACAAAGAUUCCAAUGUGUCUAGGUCGUGAGCUGUGAUCUUUCUUGCAUGCUCAUUUUUUGCAGUUUAGCAAUCUAGCAUACUCAAAUAUGGCCCAUAAAAACUGUUAAAAAGAGUAAUAUCACAGUUCUCCUUGCAUGCAAUUUGCCAA